Molecule: messenger RNA, 1011 nt
Organism: Penicillium atrosanguineum
Lineage: Eukaryota; Fungi; Ascomycota; Eurotiomycetes; Eurotiales; Aspergillaceae
Exons: 2
Coding region: 1-1011 (336 amino acids)
Molecular function (GO): methyltransferase activity
Source: RefSeq, a predicted model, not a curated record
AUGGCUAACGAGAUCACUGUGGAUGUGGACCCGGAUUUGCACUUAGUGACAAAUGAAUACAAUUCUGAUGAUUGGAGCUCCGAGACCACUUCUAUUGGUUCCUCUUUAUACAGAGGCCUUAUGGAGAAUGGCCGAAGAUACCAGUCCCUUAAGUCCGACGAGUACUGCUUUCCUGCCGAUGAAAAACAGUUCGAAACCUACGAUGCUGCACAUCUUGCAGCUCUAAUCGUGGAUUCUGAGGAAGAAAAUCUACUUUUUCAAUCCCCGUUGAUCCCAAGGAACGUUCUUGAUCUGGGGACUGGAAAGGGGUCAUGGGCUAUUGACGUUGCGGAUAUGUUCCCUAAUGCUACUGUCCGUGGAGUGGACCUUUUCCCACCGCCAGUUAGCUGGAUGCCACCUAACUGUAUUCUCGAGGUGGAUGACGUUUUACAGGAGUGGACCUGGCGUGAAAAAUUCGAUUUGAUUCAUCUCCGCAUUAUGGCAAGUGCUUUUACUCCUAAGGAGACAGAGCAGUUGAUGAAGCAAAUCUACGAACGCCUAGAGCCUGGUGGAUGGAUUGAGCAGAUGGAAAUCCAUCCAACAAUCUAUUGCGACGAUAAUAGCAUUCCGCAUGAUAAUAUCUUAUUUGACAUCGGACCCCGGUUCGAUGCUGCCGCCAAUAAGUCUGGAAAGCCUAUGGACCUUAUCAAAACAAUGCGGGCCUCGAUUGAGAAAGCCGGUUUUGUCGGAGUUCGCGAAAAGAACGUUAAGUGGCCCAUUGGCCCAUGGCCUAGAGACAAAAAAUUGAAAGAGCUUGGAUUAGUCAACCUCCACCAUUGGCUGACUGGUAUGGAGGGAUAUACGAUGUAUCUAAUGACUAGAUUUGGGAGUCCGAUCCCGUGGUCUAAAGAGGAGGUGCAUGUCUACAACGCCAAGAUGAGAAAGGAACUGAUGAAUCCUCGCCACCACUCCUAUCAACGCGCGAGAAGAGUCUGGGCUAGAAAACCGUUCCCGGACCUGAAGACUGAGUAG